AAGGCAGCCAAGGCCCUUCUUAGUGUUGACCGGUUUGACACGGAGCGACUGGGCUCUGACAACACCUACCUUGACCAAUCAGAUGAUGAAGAUGAUGACUACUUUGAGGAGAUCACCGGGAUUGGACGGGGCAGAGCAGAGAGAGACUCACCAGUGCCAAACCGCAAGGUUGCGCGCUUUGACGAAGAAGAUGACAGCGACACGGAGGGCCCGGAGCAGGAGUUGAAGGAGACGAAGAAGAAACAAGUCCGCAAGUACAUCCAGCAGCAGGAGAAAGUCAAGGAGGAGAAGCCAAAGCCCACCCCACGUGCCUACCCCAUCCCGCAAGCCUGA
Molecule: messenger RNA, 333 nt
Organism: Trametes versicolor FP-101664 SS1
Lineage: Eukaryota; Fungi; Basidiomycota; Agaricomycetes; Polyporales; Polyporaceae
Exons: 1
Source: RefSeq, a predicted model, not a curated record